AUGCAAGAGGGUCAGCGUCGACGUGUUGGAUUGUACUACGAGGAAUGGCUGCUGCCGGAAAGAGACCAAGCCCGCCGCGAACGAUUGCUUUUGGAGUCCCAACUUAGAGUGGGGCCGGAUAUCGGUCGGGGUGACGAUAGUUUGGGCCGCACGCUGUCGGUCGAGCCUGUCGGUCAGGCCGACGUGCUUGCGAGAUUGGAUGCCGGAUUUUGCAAAGAUCAUUAUGAAACAGAGAUUGACUGGCGGUCAGAUGAUGGGAACGGUGCAAUGGAAGCUAUACCUGUGGGACAAGACGACUUUGACGAGCGUUUCUCGGAUCUCAGUUUGAACGAUCUGGCUGAGCUCGUGCAAAGUAUACGAGUCACCAAAGUAGCCGGAUAUAUGAGCAUGCCUCAAGUCAAACCAAUCCACUUUUGCAUGCAGGGACCAUGA
Messenger RNA from Puccinia graminis f. sp. tritici CRL 75-36-700-3, 432 nucleotides. RefSeq lists its product as uncharacterized. The record is from RefSeq and is a predicted model, not a curated record. The coding region runs from base 1 to 432 and encodes 143 amino acids. The transcript is spliced from 2 exons. Lineage: Eukaryota; Fungi; Basidiomycota; Pucciniomycetes; Pucciniales; Pucciniaceae.